Molecule: messenger RNA, 2370 nt
Organism: Raphanus sativus (radish)
Lineage: Eukaryota; Viridiplantae; Streptophyta; Magnoliopsida; Brassicales; Brassicaceae
Product: VIN3-like protein 2
Exons: 3
Coding region: 219-2171 (650 amino acids)
Biological process (GO): epigenetic regulation of gene expression; vernalization response
Molecular function (GO): protein binding
Source: RefSeq, a predicted model, not a curated record
CUCUCUCUCUCUCUUCUUCUUCCUCCCACAGUUCCCUCAUCUUCUCUCUUCCUUUGCUCAGGACACAUCGUCUCUCUCUCUCUCUCUCUCUUCUCUGUUUCUUCCGAAGAGGGAGAGUAGAAAACAAAACGUUUGUUUGCUCGACGUAUAGCUUCUCUUGUUUGGUUUCUUAUGGUAAUGUGGGUUUGAUCACUUGUCUUAACGUUCUUCUUGUCUCUAUGGAUUCUUCUGUUGAUGGAGCUGCAGGUGACUCAUCUAAAAGCGUUGGAAUGAGUGUUGAAGAGAAGAUACAUCUUGUUUAUGAACUAUCAACGCAACCACUUCUAGCUACUGAAGUGCUGCAAGCAUGGAGCCGCAAAGACAUUCUACAGAUCCUUUGCGCGGAAAUGGGCAAAGAAAGAAAGUACACUGGCUUGACCAAAGUCAAGCUCAUAGAGACUCUUCUAAAAACUAUAUCCAAGAAAAACUCUGGAGAGCAUGAUGGUAACAAGAGAGGAGGUUCUUCUGAUUCUUUGCCUCUUCAGAGAAACUCAAAGAGACCAAGGAAGGUUGAUAACCCUACUCGUUAUGUGGUUCCAACGAUCAACAAUCCCUCAGUGAGCUGCAACAAUGCUAUCCACUACUGCAACAAUCUGGCUUGCAGGGCCAUGUUGAGACAAGAAGACUCCUUUUGCAGAAGGUGUUCCUGCUGCAUUUGUCUCAAGUAUGAUGAUAACAAAGAUCCUAGUCUCUGGUUAACAUGCAGCUCUGACCCUCCCUUUGAAGGUGAUUCUUGCGGAUUCUCUUGUCAUCUCGAAUGUGCUUUCAAGAGUGAAAAGUCUGGUCUUGCAAAAGAUAAAGAAGGUGAAGAGUGCUGCUGCUUCUACUGCGUCUCUUGUGGUAAACCAAACAGCUUGCUUGAGUGUUGGAAGAAGCAACUGACGAUUGCUAAAGAAACAAGAAGGGUAGACGUUCUUUGCUACCGUCUUUUACUAGUCCAGAGACUUGUGAAGGGAUAUACUAAGUUCCCAGACGUUUGCGAGGUUGUGGAUGAAGCUGUGAAGAGUCUUGAAGCUGAUGUGGGUGGUCCUCUCUCUGGUCUCCCUAUGAAAAUGGGUAGAGGUAUUGUCAACAGACUACAAUCUGGACCUGAUGUGCAGAAGCUUUGCUCCUCUGCUCUUGAAUCUCUUCAGCCACUUGAAACUCCACCUCCUGAGGUAUCUGCAGAUACAGCAACCACAGCACCAGCCAAGAUCAGAUUCGAGGACGUUAACGCCACUUCACUCACUGUGAUUCUAGCUUCCAACGAAGUCACCUCGCCUGCAAACAUCGUUCAUUACAGCAUAUGGCAUCGUAAGGUCAGUGACAAAGAGUACCAGGAGAAGUCUACUUGCACAUUGUUUACUCCAAACGCAAGGUUCGUCGUCUCUGGACUAGCUCCAGCGUCUGAGUACUGCUUCAAAGUUGUGUCCUAUAGCGGAACGAGAGAAGUGGGAGUCGAUGAGAUCAAUGUUUUGACUCGUGGCAGCCCUGAAGAAGUGGUCGAGAGAAGCGAGAGCCCUCUCACAAACUGCAGCACCUUGUCUUCUAACCCUUCCUCUGUUGAAGCCGAGUCCAACAACGCUUACAUUGCUCCUCAGAAUCUCUUACAGAACAACAACAAACAAGAAGACUCUAGCGUUGUGGAGGAGACUGAGAAGAACGUUGAAGGGAGUGUGUUGUUGGAUGAGGAAGAAGCUCCAGUCCCGGUUACUACGACCAAUCUUGUCAGUAACCGGAACAGUUCAGAUGCUAGUUUGCCCAUCACUCCCUUCAGGUCAGACCAAACCAAAAACCGUCAAGCGAGAAACGGUAAACCGGUUAAAGAAAACGGUGAUCAUCACUCGGCAAACGGGGGAUCAGAGAGUGGUUUUAAGCACUGCGUGAGUGUCAUAAGACAGCUCGAGUCUUUAGGACACAUCGAGAAAGAGUUCAGACAGAAGUUUCUGACUUGGUACGGUUUAAGAGCGACGCCACAAGAGGUUAGAGUUGUGAAGAUAUUCAUUGAUACGUUUAAUGAUGAUCCUAUGGAUUUAGCUGAGCAGCUCGUUCAUACUUUCAACGACCACGUUUUGGCUAAGCGUUGUUCUGCGGUUGGAGGUGGUGCGUCUGCGGUUGUCAAGUCUGGAUUCUGUAUGAAGUUGUGGCAUUAGAGAGAUAGAGAUGUGCGUCUGCGUUCUUUUUUUUUUGUUUUUUUCUUCCCCUCAAAAUCAUUUUCAAGACUAUUUAUUAUUAUUAUUGGGAAGUUUGCAUUAUUGGAACAUUUCCAUGAAAGGAAAGUACCGUUGGUAUCGAAUAGCUUUUAUUUUGGUUUUGAUUAUUUAUUUUAGUGGAUUAUAAAUCCAAUUAUAA